AUGGCCAGUUGGUCCGAUCUUCCCGAAGCUCUCAAGGGAAGCUUCGACAAGUUCUCCCAGCUUCUCCAGUCGGACGACCAGCUGAAGGCAUUUACAACAUCAAAUGCAAUUGACAAGCCGGCAACCUUCGGAAUUAAAUCGAGCGGAUCCGACAACACCAUCCUAAUCGAAGUGAGCAACGGCUCCGCGAAGGCCAAAACUGGCUCUCCGAAAGAUGCGCUUUUCACGCUUUCCGCUCUUCCAGAGCAGUGGGAGCAGUUCUUCAAAAAAGUGCCUGUUGCGCCCUACCAAAGCUACUGGGGCAUGUUCGGCAUGAACAUCAAGCAGAAAGGCACUGAAGUGCAGGGCGACGAGACUGAAUUCGCGCACUGGACUCACGUCUGGCGACGCGUUCUCGAGCUUGCGCACGACGCGCAGUGCGGACCGAUGAAGGAGGACACGCAGCCGGAACCGACCCAGGACUACCUCACAGGCAAAUACGUGUACCUAGAAACUCCAGCGUGGGGCAAGUCUAAGGUCUUCUACGAGUAUUCUGGAGAAGGCAAGCAAGCGAUUGUGUUCCUUCACACAGCGGGCAGCGACAGCCGACAAUACCAUGGAGUGAUGAACGACUCGCGAAUGCGGUCUAGAUGUACAAUGUACGCUUUUGACCUGCCCGCGCAUGGGAGGAGCUUCCCAUCUCAGAAGUCCCUCCCUGGUGCACACACCAUUACUGAGGAUGGCUACGUGGGCAUCAUCGCAGCUUUCGUCAAGGCAUUAGGACUGCGGAGACCCAUCAUUUGCGGUGCUAGUAUGGCUGGCCAAGCGUGUCUGGCUGUUGCGACCAGGCAUAAGGAGGUUGGAGCUAUUGGCACUAUUCCUCUGCAAGGAACUGAGUACCUCAGCAUGGAACGGCUGUGGCACGACCGCUCGCCGUACGUGAACCAGUCUUUAUUCAACCCAGAGUGGGUUUACGGGAUGAUGUCGCCAACAGCACCACUUGUGAACAAACAGCUCCUAUGGCACACCUAUAGCUCCCAAGCCUAUGGUAUCUUCCACGGCGACCUCGAUUUCUACUUCGGCGGCUUCGACGGCCGUUCCCGCGUCGCCAACAUCGACACGAACACUUGUCCUGUCUUCAUGCUCACUGGAGAGUACGAUUGGUCAAACACACCUGAGAUGGCCCAGAAGACGGCGGACAAGAUUCCCGGCGCGGAGCAUAAGACGAUGCCGGAUCUGGGCCACUUCCCCGCAACCGAGAACCCGCAGAAGUUCGUGCCACAUCUGAUCGAGGCGAUUGAGCAUAUUCAGAAGGUGCGAGCGGGUAACUUGAGCACAAUGAGGUUGAGCCAGGAUUAG
Didymosphaeria variabile is the source of this 1338-nucleotide messenger RNA. RefSeq lists its product as uncharacterized. NCBI's taxonomy places the organism in Eukaryota, Fungi, Ascomycota, Dothideomycetes, Pleosporales, Didymosphaeriaceae. Bases 1 to 1338 code for a protein of 445 amino acids. The record is from RefSeq and is a predicted model, not a curated record. The transcript is spliced from 4 exons.